Molecule: messenger RNA, 441 nt
Organism: Phytophthora nicotianae INRA-310
Lineage: Eukaryota; Oomycota; Peronosporomycetes; Peronosporales; Peronosporaceae
Exons: 1
Coding region: 39-137 (32 amino acids)
Source: RefSeq, a predicted model, not a curated record
GACGCAAGCUCCAGUCUUGCUUGUUUCUCGGCCACACGAUGUCCUUUUGGGUCGAUUGCAUUGGUGAAAGAUACACAAAUGAUUGUACUGGAAACAUCGUCGUACAUUCAGAUACUUCGCAUUUCAUCAAGUAUUGACACUGCGAGUAUAAAGAUCAAGUACUCAGUAAGCGGACUCCUCAUCGCCACUACCACACCAUUGUCUCCUUCAGCUUCAGAUGAUCAAAUCGGACAACAGGUCAAUGACACGUUGUAUACUUUGACUGGGAUUUUAGUUGGGGGCGCGAGAUCAAGUACAAGCAAUGACGGAUCGGAGUGGGCACUUGAGAUCAUUUACCACCACGUUUUCCUGCCAAAGUUCACAAUGGAAGCAGUGGUAAUUGACAAUUCUCUCAAAGCAGGCAACAUAAAACAAGUUGUAAUGGAAGGCGGGUCUACUCAG